CUAUGUUUAUUGUUAAUAUAUAUAUAUCUUAACAUUAAACUUUUGUAUGUUUAAUGUAAACAUAUUGGUAUGUUAACUGUUAACUUAUCCUUCUCUGAGUGCAGUAAUUAAUGAAGAGGAAUUACAAAAUUCUAAUUUUGGCGACGAAUUAGAUAUGAACAAUAAUGAAUUCUCAUCAUAUAAGGCAAAGAUAAGCCACUCAGUGAGGAAUGUAAAUAAACCCACUAAAAAUAAUGAUUUGUCAAUUCUACUAGAAACACCAGAGAGAGCUGAUUUGGUAAAUACCAAUUUUAGUGAUGGAUGUACACCCAAGUAGUCUAGAUAAUCUGUAUACAGUUGUAGCAAAACUGGUACGUGCAGUUGAAGAAAAUACGAAACUUUUAAAUUCUUUCAUGAGCUGCCAAGAUGAAAAAAAAAAAAGUACCAUGACUAAAGAAAAGCUCAGUGAAAAAUACCAUUUGCAUUUUCCCAUCAGUAAUUUAGUAAACUUUAAAGAAAUGAAUGAUCUUAUUACAAAAAAUGAUUCCUUCAAAAAAGAUAUGUGCCAAGUAUUGCUGCAAUAUACUGAGAAAAAAAACUAUAUCAUCUCACUAUCUCUCGUGACAAUGCUCAAAGCAUUUUUAACAAGAGAGCUGACAAUGAACUAUGUUGCUCAAAGAGAAUCAAAUGGCAAAUUUGCUAUGAAUCAUACUCCAUUUUAUAUUUGUUUAAAAGAAGUUAUUAUUGAUGAGCGUUCAUCUGUUCAGAUGACAACUUCUGAAAAUGAAAUAUUGUGUGCAUUGGGAUCUGUUCUAACUAAUGCUAUAAAUUGGCCUUCAUUGAUUGGAAAGAAAAUUUCCAAAAGUAAAUCAGCGACAAUUUAUAAGUGGUUUUUCUUUUAAAUAAAAGAAAUUACUGUAAAUUUUGAGUAUUGUCAUUGAAAAAAAUAAAAAAAAUCUGAAUAUUAUUAUUAUUAUUAUUAUUAUUAUUUGAAGAAAAAUUUAAAAAGGCCAUAAAGUAGCUAGUACUAACAAAAAUCUCGGUAGCUUGAAACUCAGAAUCACCUGAUAAACGUCUGGUUAUGAAAUCUAACAAAACUAGCUAUAAACCUGAAAAAACUCGUUCCCAUAUGCCGGGUUAAAUGUCUAGUUAUCUAUCUCAUAACCACCUAAAAAAUAGUUUGACACUAGCGAAAAUAGCGUGUUAUUGGCUACUUACCAGACAGAAAUUCUACCAGGCUCCAAAAAAAGCUUUGAAAAACUUUAUUGCCUUCCUUUUAAAUAUGAAUAUUGUUUUCGUUAAUUAACGGUUAAAAUAUGUCUAAGCAAUAAAAAUAACAAUGGCCCUAGCCGGAGUAUUAAAAAUUUUUAAUUUUCAAUGGGUGACGCUGGCCACAUGCCCCAACAAAUGUUACCAGGUCUUUUUUUUAAUUCAAAUAUUGAAGAGAUAGCUACUAAAUUA
Aphidius gifuensis is the source of this 1440-nucleotide messenger RNA. RefSeq lists its product as uncharacterized. Bases 297 to 881 code for a protein of 194 amino acids. The record is from RefSeq and is a predicted model, not a curated record. The transcript has 5 exons. NCBI's taxonomy places the organism in Eukaryota, Metazoa, Arthropoda, Insecta, Hymenoptera, Braconidae.